This is a messenger RNA of Corvus hawaiiensis (hawaiian crow), 1232 nucleotides long. It is a transcript of the gene CENPW, whose product is annotated as centromere protein W. The record is from RefSeq and is a predicted model, not a curated record. Bases 75 to 305 code for a protein of 76 amino acids. NCBI's taxonomy places the organism in Eukaryota, Metazoa, Chordata, Aves, Passeriformes, Corvidae. Gene Ontology annotation, cellular component: nucleoplasm; kinetochore. Gene Ontology annotation, molecular function: DNA binding; protein heterodimerization activity. Gene Ontology annotation, biological process: mitotic cell cycle; chromosome segregation; kinetochore assembly. The transcript has 3 exons.
GGAGGGCGGCGCGGCGGGAGCGCGGGAGGAGGGGGAGGAAGGAGAGGAAGGAGAGGAAGGAAAGCAGGAGGAGGAUGAAGCGCACGGCGCCCCGCAGCACUUUGCGGAAAAUAAUAAAGAAGCACAAGCCGCAGUUACGCCUGGCGGCGAACGCCGACCUGCUGGUUCAUUUGAACUUCUUAGUUUUUCUCCACCGGCUAGCAGAAGAAGCCAGGACAAAUGCUUUUGAGAAUAAAAGUAAAAUAAUUAAACCCGAGCACACCAUAUCUGCAGCAAAGGUUAUUUUAAAGAAAAGCAGAGGCUAGAAAACAGACCACUGGAACUUGAAAGCACAUUUUUCAAUGUUUUCUAACUAACUUGAGUUAUACUGUGAGCCAGCUUUAGCACUUGUGGAAUGAUGUAGUUUUGUUGACAUCUAUCUCCUGACUGACUAUCUUUACGUUUCUUAAAAAAAAAAAAAAAAAUUAAAAAUCUUAGAAUGUAUAUUUUCAUACACUUCAUGAAUAAUUUAAAAAUGUCUGUCAGUUGUCACUUAAGACUUUUGAUGUACCUUUUUUCAUAAUGAUGGAGGAAUGCUUGUACCAUAGAUACUCUUUGGGCACAAUGUGGCAUUUAUUAUUAAAAGUGUGAAACUUCUUAAGGGGUAGUAAAAAAAAAAAAAAAACCACCACAGGUUUCACUAAAUCCAGUAUAGAUUGUGCAGUUCGGAGCAGAUAUACUAGCUAAACAAAAUUAUGGCUUUCAAAACAAUCACUGUAGAAACAAGUGUAUUAAAUACCUUGUCUACAGUUUAUUUAUGUCUUGAUAAUUUUAAAAUUACUUUGAAAAGUAGGUUAAAACUUGUGUUCUGGGGAAAGAAUACAUAGUUGUUAUUUUGAAUCAUGGUCUGAACAAUUAAGCUGACCUGUUUGAUGUGGUGUAUGAGACAACUUGGUGGUCUGUAAUUCAGUUGGUGUGGACAGAUGCACAGUUUAUGGAAAAGAAAAGAUCUGGCACAGCUGAUGUUUUCAAAGUCAGAUCUUAUAAAAAUAACAAAGAUAAGUUGCCCUGAAUGUCGAGCUAUUUCCUUCCCCCUUCUGAGUGUCAUGCUAACUUGUCAGAAGUCUGGAAAUGUACAUUAUAUAAAAAUGUCUUCUUAAAUUAAGAUAAUAUUCUGUUCCUAUUCUGAUAUUUGUAGUCAUUUAUGGAAUACUUCGCUUAAUAAAUAUUAAUAAAGGUAUAGAUGAACCUCA